Messenger RNA from Loa loa (African eye worm), 214 nucleotides. RefSeq lists its product as hypothetical. The transcript has a single exon. The annotation marks the transcript as partial. The record is from RefSeq and is a predicted model, not a curated record. Lineage: Eukaryota; Metazoa; Nematoda; Chromadorea; Rhabditida; Onchocercidae.
CAAACCACGAUGGGACGUGAUAUGCGGGCUUGACGUCAUAUCACUCAUGAUAGUCAUCAGUCUUACUAUCAAUCAAUCAUUUAUCCAAUGUUUUGGUUUUGUAGCCACCCAUAUACGCGCACGUACGCACGUAUACACACACACACAUACACAUACACACACACAUGCACACAUACACACACAUAUAAUACAAGCUUGUCAAGCAAGAGAGUAA